Musa acuminata AAA Group (dessert banana) is the source of this 809-nucleotide messenger RNA. RefSeq lists its product as uncharacterized. Bases 1 to 489 code for a protein of 162 amino acids. Lineage: Eukaryota; Viridiplantae; Streptophyta; Magnoliopsida; Zingiberales; Musaceae. The record is from RefSeq and is a predicted model, not a curated record. Gene Ontology annotation, molecular function: iron ion binding. The transcript is spliced from 4 exons.
AUGACCCUUCAAGCAGUGGCAGGGCUGAGAUCCACCAUCGCGGCUUCGCGGGGGACCAAUCCACCCAGCCAUCCAGGCCUGCGCGGCCCCGCCGACCGCUACGCCCUCCGGUCAGCCGCCUACUCUCCCUCCCUGCACCUCCUGCUGCCGCCACCGAGCCGAUGCCCCGCCACGGCGCCGAGGUUCUCCAUGCGCAUGGUGUCCAAGCAGGCCUACAUCUGCCGCGACUGCGGCUAUAUCUACAAUGACAGGACGCCAUUUGAGAAGCUGCCUGAUAAGUACUUCUGUCCCGUUUGUGGUGCCCCUAAAAGAAGAUUCAGGCCUUACGAACCAGCCGUAGCCAAGAACUCUAAUGACACCGACGUCCGUCAAGCAAGGAAGGCACAGAUCAAGAGAGAUGAAGCUAUCGGGCGAGCAUUACCUGUUGCUGUUGUGCUUGGAGUUGCAGGAUUGCCUGGUCUUUACUUCUAUCUCAACAAUGUCUACUAGUCUGUUUAUGCAGGAGCAGCUCCUAGUUUGAGCCAGAAGCAAUUCACUGGAGAACUCCCGAACCUCUUUUUCCUGGUCCAAUUAGAGGUCCUGUGUUAUCGAAUCUCUUUACCUGCACAAAUGGUCAAAAGCAUUGUGCUUCUACAUUUAAGAUUUUGUUUGUCAAAACAGUGAGAUAAGGAAGUGAUGGUAAUAGUUGUUUUGUAAAGGCAAAACUGUUCAGAUGCAGCCAUGAAUCAGUAUAUAUUGGUAUGUCCAGCUUACAAUAUAGCAGCAGUCUUUGGAAUGAAUGAGAUAUGAAGCAAAAUUAUUUGAUGCAA